CAUCCCUCUCUUCCUGUCUUUCUCUAUCUGCAAACCUAUUCUUAGACUGUGCAUCAUUCGCCAACUCCUUCAUCACAAACCACAACAAACCGCAUACCAUGACGAAAACGAAGGAAAAUAAAGAAAGCAAACCGAGAAGGAGAAAGGCCAAGGAUAUGAAAAGAAUCCCCUCAAAGGGAGAGAGCGAAAAAUUUCCAUCCUUCCGGACAGCGGUCCGUUCUUUCCCGGAGGUGUCGGAUUUCCGGCUGAGCAAUGGCCGCUGUUCGCCUUCUCCAAGCAUCAUCAUCAUCAUCAUCUCCGUCCUCAUUCUUCAACAUCUCCAUUGUCUUCCUCUUCUCUAUCAUCUUCUUCAUCACUUUCCCUCCCAUGGCUUUCUCUAUACCCGAUACUGACGCUCUCCUCAAGCUCAAGGAAUCCUUCAUCAAUGCCGACACACUUGACACUUGGUCCUCUGAUUCCAAACCUUGUGCGGAUGACACUCCUUGGACAGGCGUCCUCUGCUUCAAGGGCAUCAUCAUCGGCCUUCGCCUUGGUCGAAUGGGUCUUUCCGGCAAAAUCGACGUCGAUGCCCUCAUCGAGAUCCCCGAAAUUCGCAGUCUCAGCUUCAUAAGCAACAACUUCACUGGCUCCAUCCCGGAGUUCAAUCGCCUCGGUGCUCUCAAGGCUAUCUACUUGUCCGGCAACAAGUUUUCCGGAGAGAUCCCAUCUCAUUUCUUCUCCACGAUGGGGUCCUUGAAGAAGAUCUGGCUUAAUCAGAAUGCAUUCACAGGGAAAAUCCCAACCUCCCUGGUCUCUCUUACCCAUCCCAUUGAGAUUCAUCUCGAGGACAAUAAAUUUUCAGGCACGAUCCCAUCCAUCGAACAGACAAGUCUGAAAUCCUUCAACGCCUCCAACAACAAUUUGAAAGGAGAAAUCCCCGCGUCCCUAUCAAAAUUCAACCAAAGUUGUUUUGCAGGGAACGAUGAUCUCUGUGGGACCCAAUUGGGCAAGGAUUGUGAGGCCAAGAAACCAACGGCAGCGGCAGCGCAAGCGCAGACAUCAAAAACGACGGAGACUCCAACGGUGCAUCAUUCGUCAUCCGGCAACAGCGUGGCAGUUGCCGUAGGUACAUUGGCUGCGGUGAUCCUUUUACUGGUGGCGGCGGCCAUAGUGGUGGGAAGACGAAGGGAGGAGGAGUUCGACGUGUUGGGUAGAGAGAACCUGGAUGCCGUGGAAUUGCAUGUCUCAUCGUCGGCCUCUAGCCGCCGAAAAGGUAUGGGAUCUAGCCGCAAAGGUUCUGGGUCUAGCAGAAGAGGAACACAACACGGAAAGGGCGGAAACGGGAUGGGAGACUUGGUGUUGGUGAACACUGAGAAGGGUGUAUUUGGACUCCCUGACUUGAUGAAGGCAGCGGCCGAGGUCUUGGGAAAUGGAGGUUUGGGAUCUUCCUAUAAGGCAGUCAUGGCCAAUGGGGUGGCCGUAGUGGUGAAGAGAAUGAGAGAGAUUAAUAGAGUUGGGAGAGAUGCUUUCGAUGCAGAGAUCAAGCGACUCGGGAGACUACGACAUCCUAACAUCUUGACGCCAUUGGCUUACCAUUUUCGCAAAGAUGAGAAGCUUUUGGUAUACGAAUACAUUCCCAAAGGAAGCUUGUUGUAUCUCUUGCAUGGUGAUCGUGGACCUUGUCAUGCGGAGCUUGACUGGCCAGCCCGUCUAAAGAUUGUGCAAGGCAUUGCGAGAGGAAUGGGUUAUCUACACACCCAACUGGGUUCACUGGAGCUCCCACACGGCAAUCUCAAGUCAAGUAAUGUGUUGCUUGGACAAGAUUAUCAGCCAUUGCUUGCAGAUUACGGCUAUUGCUCGCUGGUGAACCCGACCCAAGCCGCCCAAUCCAUGUUCGCGUACAAGACACCCGAAUCUUUACAAUACCACCUUGUGUCCACCAAAUGUGAUGUCUAUUGCCUUGGAAUUAUAAUUCUCGAGAUAAUCACCGGCAAAUUCCCUUCUCAAUAUCUAAACCACGGUAAGGGUGGCACCGAUGUCGUGCAAUGGGUCCAAACAGCGAUGUUAGAGAAGAGAGAAGCCGAGUUGUUCGAUCCUGAGAUUGCAGGCUCGAGGAGAUCUCUCGGGGAGAUGGAGCGGCUACUCCACAUCGGUGCGGCCUGCACAGAGCAGAGCCCUGAGCAACGACCUGACAUGAAAGAAGCCAUUAGGAGGAUAGAAGAGAUACAAGUGGAAGGAGGUCAGGAAGGUGGUGGUGGUGAUGAUAGAGUGAUUCAGAUGACUCCAUCUUUGAGAGACGGAUAUGCCGACCAGUCCUCCCAUGCCAUGAAUGUGCGUGAGGGUUAUAAUGAUCACUCGUCAAGGCAGUCUGGCCAGGACUUUGGAGAUCGAACAGGACGAAGCAAUGGUGAUAGCUUCGCUUUUGCCAUUUCAUAACUCUCAUUGCUGCCGCAUAAUGAGACACGGCAUUUCUAAUUGUAAAACAAAUAGACCAAGAAAAAAAAAUCUAAUCUUUUCUUUAUAUUGCUCUGUAAUUUUUUGUGCAAUGACCCCCCAAAAAAAAUCUUCAGUUCUUGGGGGGCAAAAACUUUUUGUGCCUUUUGGGAUUUGAUGGUUGAUGAUAAGUUGGGAAAGAGGCAUUAGUGGGCAAUGAUUUUCAUCAAUGGCUGAUGAUGAACCAAAAACUGUAACACAUGAGGGAGUUGGUUUCACUCCCAACCUAAGAGGAAAUACUUGAAUGUGGCUAAAGAUAUAAGCAGAAACUGGGAAAAAGAGGCAAGUGUUUGGGAAAAAUUUGAGCGUCUAUGUAAUUAGGCGAAAAAUUAGAUUGCUAGGCUGAGAUUAACAAAAAGAUUUGAGAUUGGGAUUGGGAUUGUGGGGAUUUGAUGUUACAUGGAGGAGGUGAAAGAAGUAUUAUGGUUGCUUAAUUGUUUAGCCUUUGCUUGUGGGAUGCUCCUGUAUUUUGAUAUUUUGGGUUCUGUUCUUUUUUUCUUUCUUUCAUAUCCCCUUUUCUUAUUUCGUUUUCUUUCCUUCUUCUCUUUAAAAGGAAGUUUAUUUGUAAGUUGCAUUCAUGAGUUCUUGUAUGUACAGGUCAAAUGUAAUAUUCUCACUUCUGUAAUAGUAAAGAAAUUCCAUCUUCUAAGACAGCC
This is a messenger RNA of Telopea speciosissima, 3128 nucleotides long. Its product is annotated as pollen receptor-like kinase 3. Gene Ontology annotation, molecular function: protein binding; protein kinase activity; ATP binding. NCBI's taxonomy places the organism in Eukaryota, Viridiplantae, Streptophyta, Magnoliopsida, Proteales, Proteaceae. The transcript has 2 exons. The coding region runs from base 253 to 2415 and encodes 720 amino acids. The record is from RefSeq and is a predicted model, not a curated record. Gene Ontology annotation, biological process: protein phosphorylation.